UCUCCGGUUGCGUGCCGUUCUUUUUAUAGCCCGGCGGCUGAAAUGUGAAGGGUCACGCCGCCGGGAGGAUAAAUACGAGGGGGCGGCCCGCUCAGAGGCUGUCGCAGACGAAGGCCGCUUCUCUACCUCCAUCGUUCUUCUCCCAGCUCUCCUUCUCACCUCCAAGAGUCAAGAUGCCUCACGCGUACCCCUUCCUCACUCCUGAGCAGAAGAAGGAGCUCAGCGAUAUCGCUCACAAGAUCGUCGCUCCCGGCAAGGGAAUCCUCGCCGCCGACGAGUCUACCGGUAGCGUCGCCAAGCGCUUCCAGAGCAUCAACGCCGAGAACACGGAGGAGAACCGCAGGCUGUACCGCCAGCUCCUGUUCACGGCCGACGAUCGCGCCGCCCCCUGCAUCGGCGGCGUCAUCCUCUUCCACGAGACCAUGUACCAGAAGACGGACGGCGGCGUGCCCUUCCCCCAGCACCUCAAGGAGAGAGGCAUGGUGGUGGGCAUCAAGGUCGACAAAGGGGUGGUCCCUCUGGCGGGAACCAACGGCGAGACCACCACUCAGGGUCUGGACGGGCUGUACGAGCGCUGCGCCCAGUACAAGAAGGACGGCGCCGACUUUGCCAAAUGGCGCUGCGUGCUGAAGAUCACCCCCACCACCCCCUCCAGACUGGCCAUCGUGGAGAACGCCAACGUCCUGGCCCGCUACGCCAGCAUCUGCCAAAUGCACGGCAUCGUGCCCAUCGUGGAGCCCGAGAUCCUCCCCGACGGCGACCACGACCUGAAGCGCUGCCAGUACGUGACGGAGAAGGUCCUGGCCGCCGUUUACAAGGCUCUGUCGGACCACCACGUCUACCUGGAGGGGACGCUGCUCAAGCCCAACAUGGUCACCGCCGGCCACUCCUGCUCCAUGAAGUUCAGCAACCAGGAGAUCGCCAUGGCCACCGUGACCGCCCUGCGCCGCGCCGUGCCCCCCGCCGUCCCCGGCAUCACCUUCCUGUCCGGCGGUCAGAGCGAGGAGGAGGCCUCGGUCAACCUGAACGCCAUGAACCAGUGCCCCCUGCACAGGCCCUGGGCCCUGACCUUCUCGUACGGACGUGCCCUGCAGGCGUCGGCGCUCAAGGCCUGGGGCGGCAAAGCGGAGAACGGGAAGGCGUGCCAGGAGGAGUUCAUCAAGAGAGCGCUGGCCAACAGCCAAGCGUGCCAGGGCAAAUACAGUUCCUCGGCAGCCAGCGCCGCCGGCGGCGAGUCCCUGUUUGUGGCCAAUCACGCUUAUUAAGGCGCCUGCGCCACGGCCGCGCCCCCCUUUCGUCACCUCACCGCUGGGCCCGAGGCUCCUCCGUUUGCCUCCGUUCCCUAGACCGUGUGCCCAUGAUUCGA
This is a messenger RNA of Hippocampus zosterae (dwarf seahorse), 1366 nucleotides long. RefSeq names its product aldolase a, fructose-bisphosphate, b (gene aldoab). The coding region runs from base 174 to 1265 and encodes 363 amino acids. The transcript is spliced from 7 exons. Gene Ontology annotation, molecular function: fructose-bisphosphate aldolase activity. Gene Ontology annotation, biological process: glycolytic process; fructose 1,6-bisphosphate metabolic process. The record is from RefSeq and is a predicted model, not a curated record. Lineage: Eukaryota; Metazoa; Chordata; Actinopteri; Syngnathiformes; Syngnathidae. Gene Ontology annotation, cellular component: cytosol.